UGACUGGCACAGUUUCACUUUCCAAACGUCACCGAGAGAGCAGGAACUGAGAAAACAUUUGUGGGCAGAUCUUCAAGAGAAUCUUGGCGCAAAUACUUCCGCCUGUAUUCAAAGCUGCAGAUUCUCCAGGGUUUUGAUUUUUGAAACUUGUUUUGUAGUUUCCAGAUCCUGAAGUGCCGAGCAGGACAGUUUAUGCAGACAUUAUUCCUCAGUUAAACAGCUCAUGCAGCCUCUCUGGAGCACAUUACUUUAGUGCCAUGCUUUAAUAUCACAUCUAAACAUCUGGCGCGUUUCGGCCUGGUGUGGCUCUGUGCGCUGAAAUGGUGGACCUGCAUUUCUUAGAGGAUGAAGAACUGCUGCAGUUUUUCCACUGUCAAAAAACUGAAAUGUCCUGCAUGGACAAACCGCAAAUCUUUCUCGACAAGCUCAAGGACUACGACCUGAUCCCGGAGGACACAUACGAGAAGUUGAGUCGCAUGAAAAGUAAAGACAACUUGAGGAAAGCUCUGUAUGAUUUCCUGGACUGGUUGGAGAAAAAGCAUCCGGAGGACAUCAGAGGUUUCUGGACUUGCGUCUUUACGGACACCAUCGUGAAUAAAUACCCCACCCUGCUAAUAAUGCGCAACAGCCUCAAGGACGGGUCUUUCCAAUUUAACGUACGGCAGGCUGAGCAGGCGGUAAACAAAGAGACAGACAAAGGGAAAAGGAAGGAGGUGUCAGAAGAUGAGGAGAAAGAGGAGAAGAAAGCAAACUCAGGGAAGAAAAAGAGAAAACUGAGAAGAAGGCGCAUACGUGAUGAUGAUGAUGAUGAUGAGGAGGAGGAGGAGCAGGCCGGUCCGUCAUCUCAGUCGACUCCUAAUAAGAAGAAAAAGGUCAAGAUAAACUUCUCUCCUUCACUGAAGAGGGGAGAGAAGAGCGAGAUUUGGAACUGGCCCAUGUAUAAGCAUCAGCUGCCUGUGACCUGUGGACAGCAGAGCGGGUAUCUGAACAGAGACAGACUGGCUAAAGGGGAGAAGUGCAUUGUGGUCGAGAAACAGUGGUUUACUCCCGGUGAGUUUGAGAAGUUUUCAGGGAAGAGCAGCUCCAGGAACUGGAAGUUAAGCAUUCGGUGUAGAAAUGUGCCGCUGGGAAAACUAAUAAAGGGAGGUCACCUGAAGUCAGGGAGGUACAAAGGAGGGUGUAAAAAGGCCAAGAAAGCACUGUUCCAAUCUGAUGAUGCCGUCACAGUGUCUGAGGGAGAAGAAGAUGGAGAUGAAGAAGAUGGAGAUGAAGAAGAUGGAGAUGAGGAUGAGGAUGAGGAGAGUGACCACAGCAGCAAAAAAAGUUCCACGAAUGACACGGAAGAAGAAGAGACGGAGGAGCAGCCAGGGCCCAGCCAUGACAGGAGCAAUAAAGUGUACAAAGUUACAUGUGGAGCGUUAGAGGGGACCCUACAUGAAAAACGAUUCGCAUCAGGGUCUUGUGGGAAGAGUAUUCGUACCGAGGCGAGCUGGUUGACCCCAAUGGAGUUCUUGAAGGAGGCUUCCUGUCAGACCGGUUCCUGGAGGAAAGACAUCAAAUGCGAAGGCAAACCACUCGGUGUCCUAACAGAGGCAAACGUCUUGAGGAUCCACACACUGCUGUGCACUUGCAGUCGGUGCAAGCCAGAUUGUAUAGACGCGGAAUAUGAGAAAAACGAUGACGAGUGCUACAUCUGUAAAAAUGAAGGCGAAGAAGAAGAGGAGCUGGUGAUGUGUGAUAACUGCCCUCGCUCCUUCCACCAGAAAUGUCACCUGCCUCACAUAGACGACGCCGUUUUAGGGGACGGUACUCUGUGGAUGUGUACGUUCUGCGUAUUCAAAUCCAACGAAGAGUGUUUUUACAAGGACGAGCUGAAAAGGGAAGCAGCCAUGUCCAACGAAAUAUCACAGCACAUGCUGAAAUGUCAGUAUCUCCUCCUCUGUCUGUUCACUGCCGAUGAGGAGCGAACAUUUGCUACAGAUCCAAGCCGCUAUUUGUCAGACUACUCUGCUGUGGUCAAGACUCCGAUGUGGCUGGGCAAAGUAGCAGACAAACUGGAGAAUCAGGUCUACAAGACCGUUGGAGAGUUUGUGUCCGACGUCGAGCUCAUUUUCACCAACUGUGCCUCAUACAACCGAGACAAUGCUGAAUACCAUGCCAUGGGCAACAGACUCAAGGAGUUAUUUGACAGAGAUUUUAGGAAAGUUUUCAACGUCAGCGACUGACGCAGCGUUCUGCUCUCCAACACAAAGCUACUGAAAAAAGGCUAAACGUGUCGAGAAUUACAGACUUGUGGGUACAACCCCGUUUCCAAAAAAGAGUUGCUAAACUUUCGCCUUCAGUCCUGAAUGUUGAAUGUUAUGCCUGAGUGAGCCGCCCUUAAAUGUAGGUAAGAUGAAUUCAGUUUGAAAUUCCUCAUUACUGUUGAAAAUGGUCAAACGUGGAGAGCUCAGUGAAAAUGAAAGAGUCCUUCAUGACAGGUGGUCUAACACAUUUGUUAAGCACUUUACACUUUGUCUGGAUAUAAUAUUCUAAAAGAAAUAAGAUAAGGGUCUUACUUUCAAAUUAAAUCAUUAAACUGUCCAGUUUAAUGAAUGAAACGUAAUUAAUUUAAGAAAUUAAAAGUGCUAACACUUAAAUUUUAUAAGUUAAAGGGGAACUCCACCGAUUUCACACAUCAGCAUCAGCACAUGAUGCAUUAUGUUUACAAACGGGUGUAUUGAGCCUUUUAUGGCUCCAGAGGGAGCUACACUGAAUCUGACAAAUGAUCUCAAAUGAUGUCAUGCAACAUGAGUUGCAUUGUGGGUAAUGUAGGCGCUGUUUUUUUUUGUAUUUUUGUACGUUUUUCUGUUUUAAACUGCAGAACAAUAGUAAAAAAAAAUAAAAGUCUUCUUUUAUUGCCCUGUUUUUUUCAGAUUGUAAUAUCAUGAAUGUAUUGUAGAAGUCAGAAUGUAUAUAUAUGUCUGAAGUGUUCAUGCAAGUGGAUUUCCAUGUUAUUAUAUGUUUUCAAAAUAAAAUGUUUGUCUACAUGUUU
Larimichthys crocea (large yellow croaker) is the source of this 3034-nucleotide messenger RNA. RefSeq names its product SP110 nuclear antigen, tandem duplicate 1 (gene sp100.1). The coding region runs from base 321 to 2225 and encodes 634 amino acids. Gene Ontology annotation, molecular function: DNA-binding transcription factor activity, RNA polymerase II-specific; DNA binding; protein binding. Gene Ontology annotation, biological process: regulation of transcription by RNA polymerase II. The transcript is spliced from 16 exons. Gene Ontology annotation, cellular component: nucleus. The record is from RefSeq and is a predicted model, not a curated record. NCBI's taxonomy places the organism in Eukaryota, Metazoa, Chordata, Actinopteri, Sciaenidae.